Messenger RNA from Diatraea saccharalis (sugarcane borer), 1310 nucleotides. Lineage: Eukaryota; Metazoa; Arthropoda; Insecta; Lepidoptera; Crambidae. The record is from the annotation of a GenBank genome assembly.
GUCGUUUGCGGUAACCACAGAGCCAGUACAUACACAAGCCGUCAUGUCUCUGGUAGUACAGGCGUUCGAAGCAAGUAAGAUUGUCCCAGAUGUCAUACCUACGGCUCCUCAAGCUAGCAUUGACCUAAGGUAUCCUAGUGGCGUGGUGGCUUCUCAAGGAAACGAAUUAACUCCCACACAAGUGAAGGAUCAGCCCACUGUGUCGUACAAAGCGGACCCCGACGCAUACUACACACUCGUAUUCACAGAUCCAGAUAAUUACGACGGGCCGGAAUCGGUAUACCGUGAGUGGCACCACUGGUUGGUGGGAAACAUUCCUGGCAAUAAAGUAUCUGAGGGCGAAAUUCUAUCAGGUUACAUAGGCUCUGGACCGCCAGAGGGCACUGGCAUACACAGAUAUGUCUAUAUCUUAUAUAAACAACCCAGCAUAAUCAAGUUUGAUGAGACUAGACUGACCAACAAAUUUCAUAAAAUAGCUAUUAUUAGCUUAGGGGCGGUUGGUGGUGGAUUUGCCUAUUAUCAAUUAAACAGUAGCAAAGAGAAAAAGUUUGGUGUACAAAACUCGUGGACGACAAAUUAUACCCCUAGUGUAAAAUGGGACAACAAUUGGGAUCACCGUGAACCUGAAUGUAUAGUGAAGCCAUCAAAAUCAGCUAAUCCCGAAGAUGAUAAUAAAUAUAAUGAGAAAUUGGAAAACGCUAAGGGCAAAGCUGUCCGACAUCUGUUUUUGAUCAGACAUGGCCAGUACAAUGUUGAUGGAACUACAGACAAAGAGAGAACAUUGACUGAGUUGGGCAGACAACAGGCCGAUUUGACAGGUCAACGACUAGCGUGCCUUGACAUCAAAUGGGACUUGGUUGUUAGGUCCACAAUGACACGUGCCCAAGAGACUGCCAAAAUAAUUGAAAAGCAUUUAGAUAAAAAUGUAGAAGUGAAAGACUGUCAAAUGAUAGAAGAAGGAGCACCGAUUCCCCCAGAACCGCCCACUGGACACUGGAGACCCGAACCAAGAUUCUUCCAGGACGGCGCGCGGAUAGAGGCGGCAUUCCGCCGCUACUUCCACAGAGCACCCCCGGAACAGACGAAGGACAGUUACACAUUACUCGUUUGCCACGCCAACGUGAUCCGGUUCUUUGUUUGCAAAGCCCUGCAAUUCCCACCUGAAGGCUGGCUCCGGAUAUCCCUGAACCAUGGCUCCAUCACCUGGAUAUCUAUACUACCUAACGGCAAAGUUGUACUUCGGGGUCUUGGCGAGACUGGACAUAUGCAGCCCAAAUAUAUCAGCAGCCGGUAAACAGGUGUCAAUUUAG